Messenger RNA from Dioscorea cayenensis subsp. rotundata (Guinea yam), 1926 nucleotides. Its product is annotated as phosphatidylinositol/phosphatidylcholine transfer protein SFH3-like. The record is from RefSeq and is a predicted model, not a curated record. The coding region runs from base 1 to 1872 and encodes 623 amino acids. The transcript has 14 exons. Lineage: Eukaryota; Viridiplantae; Streptophyta; Magnoliopsida; Dioscoreales; Dioscoreaceae.
AUGAGUGAAGUAAUCUCAGGGCCUCUAGACCGUUCUGAAAAACUAGAUGCUUUGCAUGAAGAAAAGAGAGGCAGAAGAUCCGAUGCGGAGAACUCGGAGGAUGAAAGGAAGACUCGUAUUGAGUCUCUUAAGAAGAAGGCUAUCAAUGCCUCCACAAAGUUUCGGCAUUCUUUGACGAAAAGGAGUAAGAAGCACAGCAGAGUCAUGUCUGUUUCUAUUGAGGAUGUACGCGAUGCUGAGGAAAUGAGUGUCGUUGAUGCAUUCCGACAAAUUCUCGUCUUAGAAGAGCUUCUUCCUUCAAGACAUGACGAUUAUCACACCAUGCUUAGAUUUUUGAAGGCAAGGAAGUUUGAUAUCGAGAAAGCGAAGCAAAUGUGGACGGAUAUGCUUAAAUGGAGAAAGGAGUUUGGUGCCGAUACUGUCCUCGAGGACUUUGAAUUUAGUGAAAUUGAUCAAGUCCUAGAACACUAUCCACAAGGUCAUCAUGGAGUUGAUAAAGAAGGCAGACCUGUUUAUAUUGAAAGACUGGGACAGAUUGAUGUUACUAAGUUGAUGCAAGUUACAACCAUGGAUCGGUAUGUUAAAUACCAUGUCAGAGAGUUCGAGAAAACAUUCGAUGUCAAAUUCCCGGCUUGUUCUAUCGCCGCGAGGCGCCAUAUUGAUCAAAGCACAACAAUUCUUGAUGUGCAGGGUGUGGGCUAUAAACAUCUCACUAAGGCUGCACGUGAACUCAUCGGUUGUCUUCAGAAGAUCGACGGAGAUAACUAUCCUGAGACCCUGUGCCAAAUGUUCAUCAUCAAUGCAGGCAGUGGAUUUAGACUGCUAUGGAACACUAUUAAAACUUUCCUUGAUCCUAAGACAACCUCAAAGAUUCAUGUUCUUGGAAACAAGUACCAGAGCAAGCUUCUUGAAGUGAUUGAUGCAAGUGAAUUGCCGGAGUUUCUUGGAGGUACCUGCACAUGCGCCGAGCAUGGUGGUUGUCUUCGUUCCGACAAAGGUCCAUGGAAGGACCCCGAAGUCCUAAAGAUGGUUCAAAACGGUGCGGCUAAAUGCGGAAAACACAAGAAAAAUCCAUCCAUAGAUGAGAAGACCAUCUCCGAGGAUGAGAUAUUGUAUCCAAAGGAUUCUAUUUCUGCGAAGACUUUCUUGGAAGACGAUGACAAAUCCAUCUCUUCUAAACUUCCAAGAAGUAUGAUUGAGCACCCUCAUUUGUCUCCUGUUCAUGAAGAAAUAGCCAGCUCUGACUACAAGUUUCCACCCGUGGCCUCAUAUGUUUAUGAUGAUUUUGCUCCCAUGGUCGACAAAGUCGUAGAUGCUUUAUCGAAUAAAGAAGCGAUGAAUCAAACACUAGCGAUCAAUAAAGGUAAUGCAGGGGCUUGUGAGUUUCAAGAUCUUGCGAAGAUCUCAGAAGGGAUGAUGAGUAACAACAUCCUUUCCGGGAUCAUGGCAUUGAUCAUGGGCAUUGUAACUGUUAUCAGAGUAUCAAAAGCAAUGCCGAGGAAAAUUGUUAGUGCAGCACUUGAUUAUGCUAGCAAUACUUGCUCUGCAGAAAACAUGGAGAAAGGCCGGACACAGCUGCCGGCACAAACGGUGACCAUCUCGACCACUGAAUACUCUGCCAUGUUGAAGCGUCUUUGUGAUUUGGAAGAAAAAGUAAGCAUCAUGAGUACGAAGCCCGUUGAAAUGCCGGCCGAGAAGGAGGAGAUGUUGAAGACUGCUGUAAGCCGCGCUGAGUCUUUGGAAGCUGAACUUAAUGCAACAAAGAAGGCAUUGGAGGAUGCUCUUGUAAGACAAGGGGAGAUGGCUGCUUAUAUUGAUAGCAAGAAGAAGAAGAAGAAGAAGAAGAGCAAGUUGAAUCCAUUCUGCUGGUGAAGAAAGUGAAAAGAGAUGAUGAAGAUGAAGAUGAAGAUGAAGAUGAAGAUAAAG